Molecule: messenger RNA, 2035 nt
Organism: Aphanomyces astaci
Lineage: Eukaryota; Oomycota; Saprolegniomycetes; Saprolegniales; Verrucalvaceae
Exons: 6
Coding region: 29-1615 (528 amino acids)
Source: RefSeq, a predicted model, not a curated record
CACAAAGCUACUUCACUGUGACAACAACAUGAAGGCCGAGCCGUCGAGCCCAAUUCGACCUAGCUCCAUGGACACGUCGUCCGUGGCGGCGUUGCAGUACUCACCGCCGAGAGGUUCGAGCGUCAAUGUGACCAAACCGCUGGGGUACCACAACGAUGAGAAUCCAGCGUUGGCGAAGCGUAAGCGAGUGCACCACAUGGCCUCCAUCGAUGCAAUGCCCCGCAUCACUCCCAAAACGACCGCCCACAAUCAUGUCGAAGGCCGUUCCAUCGCCGUUCGGAUCCUCGUCCAGCCCCCUCGGGUCUGGUACCGCGACCAGAAAGGCCGACGGACGGUGUUCUGCAUCAAGGUCGGAGUCGUGGACCAAGACGAUAAGUUGUUGUCCGCUGAUCACACGCCUGGUGGGUACUUCACUGCGACGCUGCUGUACGAGAACGGAAACGCAGUCGCCGACAAACGCAUCGUGGAGCUGCGGAAAGGAGCGUUCUUCGACUCGCACGCGUCCACGGCGUCGAUGGAGAUUCGCAUUGCCGACAUUUCGAAAAACCACCAAAACCAGAAAUUCCGCGUGCGGGUCGACUUUUUGUGGCCCCAUGUGACUGUGGCCGCGGCCGUGUCGGACCCCAUCCACGUUUUGUCCAAGCAUGUGAAGAAGAGUCUGCCGGUGGAAAUGCAUCUGAUCAAGUCAGACCAUAGCCAUUCCUCGAGCGACGACGGGACACCAAUCUUCCGAACGCCGCCGAUAAACAGUCCGACGACGUCCCCCGUCGUGGAAGGCCCUCGUCGUCCGCCGACUCCGCCGCCGACCAAGAUGGAAGAAGGCGACAACAUCUCGAUCGGCCACGGCAUGUCCAUGACGAGAUGGUGCUCGGCCGCACACCGCGUGCUCACACAAGUCGAGUGGUCACCAUUUCAAGACGCCAGAUCUGCGAUACAGUUCAAGUGUCAGUGGUGCUUUGCCGUGCAGCCCACCCUCGCCACCGCCCAACAUGCCGCGGGGUGUCUUCUCAAGUCUUUGCUGACCAUGAUUGUAACAGACUCCACCGACGAUCGAAGCGAAGCACCCCCCCCUCUACCAUCAUCUCCAGCACCCCUAGCUACCAAGUUUGAGAUGGCCGAGCGGUUGCGCACUGCAACCAACAUCUACCGCCCAGUACCCCACUACGCCACCACGACCACCUUGAAACGACCCAAUGCUGUUCCCGUCGUCGACGACGACGACGACGAACACGGAAAGGACCUGACGCUUUUAUCGAUUGGAGACCUCUCAGCAUUUGCAAAGUCGUCGACGUUUGACGAUGCACUUAUGCUCAAGAGCUUGAGCCAAGUGUCUGUGGCUGACGACUGGCGCUGCGCCAACUCGCCUUCUUCUUCAUCCUCUCCCCCUCGGCAGUUCCUCAUGGAUGACGACUCGUCGCUGCUGUCGAGGUUCACAGACUCGACCAUCUGUGCCAGUAACACGGAGGCGGCGGUCGUGGCCAUCGGGGUGUUCCCGUUGGAAGGAUGUGACACUGGGAUGCCAGCGUUCGACGGCGACUGGACGUUGCUGGGGGUGUACCACACGGUGCCACCUCGUCUGAUGGUAAGUAUUGGCCACCCCACAUGUAUCUUUUGAUCAUCUGUGGGCAGUACUACAGUAACUAGUUAGUAGUAUACUAGUAGCUGAUGAGGUGGUGACUUGUGUUUGCCUGGAGCAUAUGAAUGAAGUAUCUAUAUUUGUACUAUAUAUAGCCUCCUCGAAGUGCAAACAUCGUGGACAGGUCGUCUUCCCUUCGGUUUGUGGCCAUUUCAAUUGACGACGUCCAGCGGGUAUGGGAUGCCAAUGCCCAAGUAGCAGCAGACGUGGCGCAGAUCAAGAAAGGCCGGAUGCCCCGGGGGGGCAGUAGUUGCAAGUACCUGUCGUUGGGGGAUGCCGAAUGCGAGACCUUGGACAAGUUGAAGGCGUGCGUAGUGCGUCGGGCGGGCGGGCGCGACCUCAGUUAAGGGAUAUCCUCGUGUGACGACGUGAAUCAACAACGAUUUUGUAUUGGGAAAG